UGCAAAUAAACACUGUCAGGUUUGCAGAGCGUCGAUAUUCAUCAGAGAGAUUUGAACAUGACGAGACUCACUUCAGUCUGCGAGCUUCUCUUGCUGUGCGUCUACAGUUACUUUGUGAACACAGAAAUUAUUUUGAUGGAUCUUCAGCUCACAACGUACAGCGGCGGGACGCCAGCUCCAAGUUGUUUUUCACUGAAGUCAUGGUGACGAAGAUGACGGUCUCUCCGACCUGGUACGUCAGUGAAGGCGACACUGUGGUGAUCAACUGCACCACGCACGCUGACAACGGGAACUACAGCGACAGCAUGGACCUGCAACUGACCUGGACCAGGAUGAGCCCUGCAGAGAGGACCAAGAAGGUCUUAGUGAGUCAACGGGCGUCUAAAGGCAUCUCCUAUGUGCUGAGCCCCGUUACCCAUGAGCACCAGGGUGUCUACGCCUGUGACGAUGACGGCAGCUUCCCUCAUGUUUAUGUUCGAGAUUGGCACCAAAUUCUCUGGGUGGCUGAUGCUUCUCCGAGAGCCGCCAUAGAUGUGAGCAGCCACAGCAGGAACCAGUUCUUCAAUGGCGAGACGUUCAAUGUGAGCUGCCAGCUGCCCGACGAUAACUCCCAGUGGGAGAUGAUGAGAUUCGACAACUUUAUGGGAAAUAUCAGAGAGUGUCGAAAUCAAGUGACCUCAGGACGCCGCCUGUCCUGCACGGUCCGUGCUGGAUACCCCUGGUCGGACGUCCUGUACUGGUGUGAGACUCCAGCAGGAGAGAGGAGCAACGCCCUCAACAUCACCACCGCUGCUGGUGUGAGGGUGGUCCUAGAGAGCCCGCCACUUCCUGUGUUUGAAGGCGAGAACGUGACGCUACGCUGUUUACACAAAAACAGAACCACAGAGGAAAAAGCCUCCAACUUCAGAGCCGACUUCUACAAGAACCACCGUCAGAUAAGGGUUUUAACUGAAGGCAACUUGACUCUGACAGCAGUGACCAAAGCUGACGAGGGAAUCUACAACUGUCGCCACCCAGUGGACGGACCGUCUCAUGAAAGCUGGAUCACCGUUAAAGCUCGGCCGGACGAAGACCAGGCGGAGAAGAAGAGUGGUGAUGUCCUCGAGACACGAUAAACACUCGUGUUUGACCUCCAGGCCCGGUCACCUGCUCUCUCCCAAACAGCUCUCAUAAUCGUAAACAUGAGAGGAUUUUUUGUAUGUAUCUACGUCACAUAUGAGAAGGAUUUAGUCAUUUAGUCAGACGAUAAUGUAAAAAUAAAAACACAGAAAAUCCUGCA
Molecule: messenger RNA, 1279 nt
Organism: Plectropomus leopardus (leopard coralgrouper)
Lineage: Eukaryota; Metazoa; Chordata; Actinopteri; Perciformes; Serranidae
Biological process (GO): immune response; cell surface receptor signaling pathway
Cellular component (GO): external side of plasma membrane
Molecular function (GO): transmembrane signaling receptor activity
Source: RefSeq, a predicted model, not a curated record